AAGCCUUAUUCCCGCCCCUUUGGCAUUAUUGCGAUUGCGUUGAUGGAUGUGACUGCUGUUUCGCGUGGUAACCUUACCAGCUGCGCGGUGCGUUGUUACGUUGCCUUGGGCUGCUGCUUUUGUUUGUGUUGAUUUUCGUUUGCAAUUUCACUUACAAAAAAAACUAAGCUUUUAUUUCCGAACGUGCGUAACAAACGGUGUGUGUGUGUGCAUCUAUCACUCUAGCGACAGUGUGCGUUUGUAUGCGUGUGUGUGUGUGUGCUUUUAUCAGUUAUCAUUAGUUGUGUCUCCCCGGAGUGCUGCACACGCGCUUGAUGAGACGUGCCUUUUGUGUCCUUAUUACGAGCGUUGAAUUAAGUUUAUUAUGUUUAGUUCGUUCAAAAUGGAUCGCCCUCGUGGGUCCAGCUUUUAUACUAAAAGAUCUGAACACUACGACAAUCUUAAGCGACAGCAGCACAAUCCAGAGCAAAACCAGGCGCCGACAAAACAAAAAGGAAGGCCCACCAAAUCCCAAAAUCAAGCGACAAACGGAGACACCAGUAACGCACACGUUGCUUACACAAACCAAUCGAACAACGUUACGACGAGCGUCAGUGAAUCGGCGCCGCAGAUCAUAACCAUCGAGCUGCCGUGGAAUCCGAUCAUCAAAGCAGGAGCUCAAUCACCCGCCGCCGCCUGUACCGCACCGAGCGCACUAUCGCCCCAUCAAUCGAUAACUUCGGUCGGCUCCACCGUCGUCGGUGGUGAUCCGAGCAGCAGCCCCCAAAUAUCGGUGCUACCGGUACAUUCGCUAUCGGGUUUGCAUCAUUCGCCACCAUCCUCGGUGCGUACCAUCGGAUCGCCAACGAUCGUCCUCACUGGUAGCGGCACGGUUGCACCGCACGCCGAAGGUAACAACGGAUCGUCGCUGAAGUGUCUGGAAACGCUUGCCGAGAAGGCGGGCAUCACGUUCGACGAACCGUACGACUUUCUUCCCGACACGCUGGAGAAAUCCCAGAGCCCAGCGCAGGUGGCGCAGCAGGCCACAGUGCCCUUGCAGCUGUCCCAGGAGCAACUGUUCCAGUACCAGCAAAUCCAGGCCUAUGGCGGUACGAUACAAGUGAAGCAAGAGUACGCACCAACGCCGACCGGGCAAUCCGGUACGGCCGGUGUCGAUCAUCAACAGCAGCAGCAACAACAGCAGCAACAACAGCAGCAACAGCAGCAGCAACAGAUACAGCAACAGCAGCAGCAAGCACAGCAGCAACAAAUGCAGGUGCUGGCAGAGGCGAGCGGUGUGGCGCCGCCCCAAAGCCCACAUCAUGCCCAAACACUGCAGCAGCAGCAGCAGGCCGCCCAGCAGCAGCAUCAACAGCAGCAGCAGCAGCAACAGCAGCAACAGUCUGCGGCGGCGGCAGCCGCAGCCCUUAACAACAUGGCACCGCUGCAAGCGAUGGCCACGGGACAGCAGAUCUCAUCCACCGAUUGGCCGCACGGCCGCAUGGUGGUACAGCAGCCGAUCCCGAAUGCGCAGUACCUCCAGCAGCUGUACGGCACGCAGCCGCUAACGGUUUUCCCCCCGCUCGCCGGUCAGCAGCAGUUUCAGCUGAUCACCUCGAAACCCUUCCAGCAGCCGCAAAUGCUGACGACGACCACCGGCAAGCAGGUGAUCGGUACGACCGGCGCCGGCAACUUUAACGGUCCGUUCACGUUCUUUUCCCCGGUGAGCGUGGUAAACUCGCAGCCCCAGGCACAGACGCAGAACCUGCUCCCGGCGCUCAGUGCGACGGCAGCCCAGUCGGCAGUGGCUGCGGCCGGUGCUACGGGAAAUAAGCCGGGCACCACUGCCCACCAGCAAGACAUGCAAAAAGCGCUACAGAAUGCUGUUGCCGCCACCGUUGCUGGUGCCUCGCCUGGGCAGAAAGUGCAGCUGCAGAAGCUUGGUACGGCGGCGGGUCUGACCGGCGCGACCAAUGCCACACAGCAACAGAACCUAGCCGCCCUGACGCAGCAACAAGCUGCCGCGGCGGCCGGCCAGCAAUGUGUACAGGUGUCGCAGGGGCCGAUGCCAACGGCCCAGCUGCUCAGUCCGCUGCAGCAGCAGGGUGCUCAGCAGAUGCAGUUUUCAACCCAGUGGCCGCUGCCGGGGCAGAUUUGGUCCACCCCGAAUGGGCUAGUUAACUCAAUCAUCAUACGCGGCACCAACCCGGACGGCACACCGAACGUGUUUUUCCCGAGCACCCAGCAAACGCUGCAGCAGGCACCCCAGACUCAUAAUCAAACUCUUGCACUGCCGUGUGCGAUCACACAAUCACCACAGCAAGUAACGCAGCAACAGCAGCAACAGCAGCAAACGGGAGCCCAAACGAAUGCUACGGGACCGGGAGGUAGCGUAGGACAGGCAGGCACGCUAGGAGCUGCAGGUGUAGCUACCGCCCAGUCGAUCGGAGCGGGAGGCGUAGGCACGGGACUACAGGGACAGAAGACUCUCGGAGGUACGCUCGGUACGAAGCAAGGCCAACGGCCUCAGAUACUACCGCAGGGUGCAUCGCCCAUCCGUCCGUCGGUGUCGACUCAAACGGCCCAAGCGCAGCAGAGUCUGCUGAACAAGGCUGGCACGAAGAUGCGCACCAAGCAGCCGAUGGUGCGCCCAUCGGCACCGAUUAUUAAGACCGAGCUCGGCACGGGCCCGACAACGCCGCAAAAACUCGGCCAAAACACAGCCCAACAGCCGACCGCUCAGCCCCAAAUACAGCAAGUUGUUACAAGCAGUGGAAAAAUGGUGCUGAUGAACACGGGAACAGCACUAAGCCCGGCAGUGCUGAAUAUGCCCCUGAUGGGUGAUAGCAAGCAGCAGCAGCAGCAUCAACAGUUGCAGCUCCAACAGCAGCUUAAAUCGGCUCAGCAACAGCAGCAGCAGACUAACAAUCAACACAUUUUGCUACAGCAACAGGCUAUUUAUCAGCAGCAAAUGAUGCAGCAGCAGCAGCAGCAGCAUCAAGCUCAGCAUCAGCAAGCACAGCAGCAAGCGGCUGCCCAGCAGCAACAAAUUCAGCAGCUGCAACAGCAAAUCCUUCAACAGGCCGCCGUAGCCGGGCAAGCUAACCAAGCGCAGCUGCUCACAAAUGCCGCCCAGCAAGGCCAACUAGUGCAGACGGCCACGGCUGGUGGCGGGCAGCAGGGCAACAUCGUUCACCAGCUAGUAUUCCAGCAGGGCCAACCGAACCAACCGGGCAUGAUGAUAAACGUUUCCUCCGAAGCUUUGCUGCAGCAACAGCAGGUACAGCACGCACAGCAGCAAGCUCAACAGCAGCAGCAGCAACAACAGCAACAGCAGCAACAACAGCAGCAGCAACAGGUUCAGCAACAGCAACAGCAGCAGCAACAAGUUCAGCAAGCGCAGCAAAAUGCGCUUCAGCAGCUAGCGAACCAGCAGGCGGCAAAUGGCCAGGCUGGAAAGCAGGGUGGUGCAGCUGCCAAUGCGGCAGCGCAGAUGAUAAUGGCAGCCUCGAUGGGCCAGCCGGGUGGUGCUGAUCGCGCCACCAUCGUAUCUCAAGGUGGACAGCCACUGCAGAUUGAUCGUAGUCUGCUGCCGGUGUCCAUCACCAGCAUGGCCGGCAAUCCAAUCGUAGUGACUAGCAAUGGUGCCACUAUUUCACCCAUUCAUCAAUCAAAUGUAGCCGCAACGAACGUUGUGGCUGCAGGAGCGUUGCAAUCGAACCAGCAACAGCACCAUUCGCAGAUUUUGGUUUCGUCGAUGCCCAGCUCGACCGUACACCAGUCCGGCCAGAACCCGAUCGUGGCCAUGACGUCUCUGUCUGCGGCUCCGAUGUCCGUCGCAUCGAUCAUUAGCUCGGGAAUGAUUUCAUCGAUCUCUUCCGGUGCCAUUACGACUACCGCUUCCCUCGGCCAGCAGCAGGCAACGCUGGUUGCCUCCGGUGGUGCCGGUGGCAGUGCAGGUCCUGCAAAUGCUCUCCUCAACGCUAGCAAGGACACGGACCCGAAAGCGAUCAGCGUGGCAAUGCACCAGCUGCAGCAGCUCUCCACGCCCCAGAAGCAGAUCCAACAGCAGCAACUGUUGGACAACAUGAACGCGCUAGCUGCGGCUGCCGCUGCCGGCGGUAGUGCCGGCCCGUUGGCAAUGCUCGGUGGAUCACCGAUCGCAGGCGGAGCGGUUGGCAACGUAACGCUGCCCGGCUCGCCGGCCACCUCGACGGCCACGAGCAUGAUGGCGGUGGGCGGAAAGAUCCCGACCUCGAUGGCACAGGGCGGUCUAAUGGGCUCGCCGCAGCAAACCGUCGGUGGCGUUAAGUUGGGUAUGUUCCAGUCGCCACAAGGCCCUCAGCAACUUCCAGCAGGGAUGACCGCUGCAUCGAUGGACGUAUCGGCGAAGGAAAAGCUAUCCACGAAUGAAACCAGUGGAAAAGAUUCGGAUCAAUCAGCACUGACCACUGGCACACCGGCCACGGAUAGCAGCGCAACCGAUGCGCAAUUGAACGGCACCGCCAGCACGCCGAUGGACACUACACCUGCUCCCGGUACCGCGACCACCGUGAGCAACGCGAACGGAACCAGUGGAGAUCUCACCCCGUCGUCGAUCGCAUCCGCAGUAUCGUCCGCUUUUGCCUCCAAUGCCCCCACCUCCAUUACGACUGUGAGCAGCGCCACCACCGCAUCGGUGAACUCCACAACCGCUACCACGCCAGCAAGUGCGGCAGAGGAUGCGGCAAAAGAGUCCACGGCAGCUACUGCCUCGGUGGCAACGGCCUCCAGUUCCUCGACCAACACCACGACCACCACGGUAACGACGGGUGGUGGUGGUGCACUGAGCAGCGCCACCUCCACUACCGCAUCAUCCACAAUGGCUACGACGGCGAUUGCCACAGUAACGGGCACGUCAGCAAUACCUGUCAGCAACAUUGGCUCGAACGGUUUGCUCUCAACGAACGGCAGCGUAGUGUCGUCGUCGUCUGGCUCGACUGCAACAUCCUGCGUGACCACCGCUUCCACCGGCUCGACCGGCGGCGGAUUGCCACCGAAGACGGCAAGCAGCGCCGAUAAGGGUGGUAUCCCGAAGGCGACGAUCAAACCGAACGUGCUGACGCACGUCAUCGAGGGUUUCGUGAUACAGGAAGCGAACGAACCGUUCGUGGUCCAGCGGCAGCGCUAUCCGGAGCGAGACAGCUCCGAUGAGCCUCCGAAAAAACGAUCCACCAAUGAAGGCAACAGUCCGCUCUCGCCAUCAAAUCAAACCAGCGACAUGGGCAAUUGUGAGGUAUGCGGCAAGGCGGAAAUGCGCAACAAGAUGAAGCGGAAACGAUUCUGCAGUGCGGCUUGUGCGCGCUCCGCUAAGCAAGGCUCGCCGGAUCAGGUAUCGUCGCCGGUGCAGAAUGGAACGGCCGGUGCUCCUGGAAGCUUGAUGCUUCCGCCCAGUAGCAAUGGUAUGGCCCCACCAACCCCAACCGCACCGAUAACAACGGCAAUGGACACUUCAGUUGUCGGUUCCAUCAACGGUAUGAUCGGUGUCGCCACCAACCCGGCCGGUGGUGUUGUAGUGCAAGGAGUGGAUCCUACGCUUGGCACUCUUCCGCUCGGUCCGUUGGCCGCCUCACCGAUGCUGGCACCGGCCGUUGGAGGAGUGCUCCCCACCAUGAAGCUAGAAAUGGAACAGCAGCAGCAGCAGCAACAACAGAUGCAGGCCGCCGUACUGCCAACCGGUGCGUUGGCACAGCAGCAGCUGCUACAGCUUCAACAGCAGCAGCAGCAGCAGGGUUUGCUACAGCCCGCCGCUGCCGGUAUGGGACAAGCGCAAGCACCGGCUGCAAUGUUGAUUGCCGACGUUCCGGCCUCCCCAGCGACGCCCGUAGCAGUGGCGGCUGCUGCAGCCGCUGCCGCUGCCGCUGCAGCAAAUUCCGAGGAAGCGUCCUCCAUCCUACGUUGGACGGUAAACGAUGUGGGCGAGUUUAUUCGGGGACUGCCCGGCUGUGCGGAUUAUGCGGAAGAUUUCGUCAACCAGGAGAUCGACGGUCAGGCUUUGUUGCUGCUGAAGGAGAACCAUCUCGUCAGCACGAUGGAUAUGAAGCUCGGCCCGGCACUGAAAAUUGUGGCGCGAGUAAAUCUCAUGAAGGCGACGGUCGCUCCCGCGGACGGACAACAGCAAGCUGCACCGUAAGCUCGCUGCUGUACUGUGGAUGGGCAAUGUAAAUAUAGCUGUAGGGUAACUGUUUAAGCAUCUGUUUACAAGCUAACGUUAGGCAACAAUAUUGGAUUGUAGAGGAAUGAUAAGUGGAAGCGAAAGAUUGAAUUCUAUUUGCUAUCCGAGCGCGCUCGAGAAACGGGCGAUCGGGAAACAAAACAAACAAUUAAUUUAUUUUAUCCAUCGUCACUUUAGGCAAGUUGUUAAGUUGUAAGAAUUAUAAUUUUCCCCCGAUUAUUGCUUCUUGUCUACGGUGUAGGUAGAACUGAUUAGUCUAUCUUUCGUCCAGUGUACACAAGGGAUUUGUAGAAAAGGAGCAGUUUGUACUGAAAUGAGUAGCAUUUGAUGUGACAAUUUAAAGUAGAAUGAUAUCGCUUGAAGUGGUGGCUAAGCGCGUGGAGUAAAUGCAGAUUUCUCUCAGUAAACUGAUUUUCAAAGAAACUCGCACCAUUGCUCGAGUAUGUAUGUACAUAGGUAGGUUUUACAAAGCUUAACUAAGCAUUUACUGUACCAUCUAUCGCCUAAGAUAGAGACCAUCGGCUUAAAGUUCGUUUACAAACGAAUAUGCAAAAAACAGGAGGCGAUUCGAUUCAACAGACAAAUCUUCUACAUUUAAAAAAUGACCAAUUCUGAAAAAAAAAGAAAUGCGCUAAAGAAACAAGCAAUGGAAUACACAAAGGUAAUGAACGUAAUUACUUUAUAAGGAAUAAACUUACUUUUUAGCUAUAAAAGGCUAGGCGAGUAGUAUCACUAUAAGAAGGUUGCACGUGGGUACCACGUGCAAGUAGUAUACAACAUGAAUCAAUAAGGUGUGCUCCAGUAUGAGGGAAAGAGCAGCAGAAGCAGCAGCAGCAGCAGUACCCAGUAUAUCUGUCGGUCUGGGACAAUGUAAAUUUAGAAAUGGAAAUCCUUCCUUGUACAUGUUAAACGUAGGCCAGCGAAUGUAUCGCACAGUGAAUCGGAAACAAAAUAUAAACAAAUAAGAAAAUUUUAAAAGAA
Molecule: messenger RNA, 7174 nt
Organism: Anopheles arabiensis
Lineage: Eukaryota; Metazoa; Arthropoda; Insecta; Diptera; Culicidae
Product: polyhomeotic-proximal chromatin protein-like
Cellular component (GO): nucleus
Molecular function (GO): zinc ion binding; protein binding
Source: RefSeq, a predicted model, not a curated record